Molecule: messenger RNA, 3829 nt
Organism: Bicyclus anynana (squinting bush brown)
Lineage: Eukaryota; Metazoa; Arthropoda; Insecta; Lepidoptera; Nymphalidae
Exons: 7
Coding region: 10-885 (291 amino acids)
Biological process (GO): synapse organization
Cellular component (GO): neuron projection membrane
Source: RefSeq, a predicted model, not a curated record
ACGACAGCAAUGUCGGAGGGGCAACGGUGUCUGGCAAUCAUCGUGCUCCUCGUUCAUACAGUUAUUGGUACUGGGGAAGGUCCAUCACCACCUCCCUCGACGCAGUCAUCAACGGUCAGAGACGAACAGAAUGAGCUCACCGUCUCCUUCCCACCGCUUGACGACAUAUUCGGCACGCCUGAAAAGCACUUCGGCACUGAAAACAAUACCGUUGUGACGUCACAGACCGGAUCUACGGCUCUCCUGCCUUGCGUCAUUAGGAAUAUUGGCGAUGGGAUAGUAUCAUGGAUCAGAAGAAAAGAUUAUCAUCUAUUGACAGUCGGCCUCACAACCUACAGCUCAGACCAGAGGUUUCAGGCGAUACAUCUUCAACAUUCAGAAGACUGGACGCUUAAAGUCCGCUUCGUACAGAAACGCGAUGCGGGCAUAUACGAAUGCCAAGUAUCAUCGCAUCCGCCCACUAGUAUAUUUUUGAGGCUCGACGUUGUAGAGGCAAGAGCUCAAAUAUCAGGGCCUACAGAGAAGUACCUAAAGCCAGGGUCUACGCUGCGACUGCAGUGUUCCGUGGUACAGACUACAGAAGCACCGGCUUUUGUAUUUUGGUACCACAACAGUAGGAUGAUAAACUACGACGCCGAACGGGGCAUCAACGUCACGACGGAUCCGGAGCAGCGGCUGUCAGACCUCCUCAUCCCGGCGACGAGCGUCUCCCACGCCGGCAACUACACCUGCGUGCCGAACAAUGCUGUACCAGCUAGUAUCUACGUCCAUAUAUUUAAUGGUGAAAACCCGGCAGCCAUGCAGUCUUCAUCACCGAGUUAUAUCCAGCUAAACAUCUACAGUCUGCUCUAUACAUUAGCGUCUGUCAACAUCAUUAUACGGUGACAAUUACGAUAAGUCCUAGGAAAUAAAGUAAUUUACAUCCAAACACAUAGAGUGUAAUGUAAUUUAUUACAACGUGAAAUAAGAUUUGAAAGCAUUUUUUUCCCCUGAAGAAUUGUUUAAUAUAAAACUCAAAUCUAGAAUGGCUACUGAUUAUUUAACUACGAUCGUUAAACACAAUUGAAUUAUAUUCAACUGAGAACCAUAAAAGCACUGUAAAUUAUAGCUAUAUUAAUAGUUCACUGUAAACAGAUUUGUUGAGAGCAUGUCCAUUGUCCGCUAAUGAUUGUUUUUCUUCUCUUUUUGUUUGUUAGAGAGAGAGAAAGCGAUCGAGACCGAUUGAGAGAGAGUAAAACAAGGCGAACGUAGCAUGAAGCAACUAGCCGUGGAGUGAGAGUAGGGAGCAAGCAAGUGAGAAAGAUUGAGAGAAAAGGUGACACAGAGCGAACGUCGUAUCACGCACAGUGCUAUGGAGUGAGAGGUGGGAGAGAGCUAUAGUGAGAAAGAUUGAACGAGAGAGAGAAUACGAGAUAUCGAGAAAUAAUACACGCCAUAUUGGUUGUGUAUUCGUUUACUAGUUAAUUAUUAUAUUUUAAUGACAAUUAAAUUCCUAAACUAUCUUCCUUUUAGUCUCGGUUCUUUAGUUUAAUAAUUGUAGUUCUUUCUCUUCCUCUUAGUCUCGGAAAUAUAAAGUUUUAGAUUUGUAUAAAUGUAAACAAGAUUUAUAAAUUAGUUUGCCAAAGAAGUUUCACUUCUGACAUGUGUACUUUGUACGCACUCAUUUUUUUUCUUAAAUAUUGUACUAUGUAACUAGUGCACAGUAAAACCAACUGUGGUUUGUGUUGCACUAUGGUUAGGCUUAAUUUAAACUAGCAGGUGCCCGCGACUUCGUCCGCGUGAAAAUCUAUGUACAUUUUCGACGCCGUCACCCCUUCUAUUUAUAUUUUCGUAUGUUUUAUAUAUAAAAAUUAUAAAAUCACAGCCCCGGCCGAAGGCCGGUGUACAAUAAUGUGCGCGUUUUUUGUGCUUGGGUAAAAUGCAAAGUCAUAGCCAUCGUCGGAGGCCCUAUCCAGCCCCCGGCCUACGGCGGGCGUGCAAUUAAUUGUGUCUGCGUUAAGUGCCCAGCCGUAGCCACGGUCGAAGACCCUAUCACAAACUCCCGGACGAAAGAGGGUGCACAACAAAGUACGUACUUUUUUGUGUCUGGGUAAAAUGCCCAGCCGUAGCCACGGUCGGAGGCUGCAUCACAAACUCCCGGCCGAAGGCCGGGCCACAAUACAGUGCGCGGCCGAAGACCGCGCGUCCCGUAUUUUGUGCUUGGGCAAAAUGCCCAGCCGAAGUCACGGUCGGAGGCUGUAUUACAAACUCCCGGCCGAAGGCUGGGUUACAAUACAGUGCGCGGCCGAAGGCUACGCGUUCCGUUUUUCGUGCUUGGGUCUACGCGUUCCGUUUUUCGUGCUUGGGUAAAAUGCCCAGCCGUAGUCACGGUCGAAGGCUGUAUCAUUAACUCCCGGCCUAAGGCCGGGCCACAAUUCAGUGCGCGGCCGAAGGCUACGCGUUCCGUUUUUCGUGCUUAGGUAAAAUGCCCAGCCGUAGUCACGGUCGAAGGCUGUAUCAUAAACUCCCGUUUUCUGUGCACCGGAAAAAUGCCCAGUCGUAGCCACGAUCAGAGGCCAUAUUACAAAACCCCGGCCGAAGGCCGCGCUUUUUUUUGCUUGGGUAAAAUGCCCAGCCGUAGUCACGGUCGAAGGCUGUAUCAUAAACUCCCGGCCGAAGGCCGGGCUACAAUACAGUGCGCGAAGGCUCUAUCACAAACUCCCGGCUGAAGGCCGGGCUACAAUACGGUGAGCGGCCGAAGGCCGCGCGUUCCGUUUUCUGUGCAUCGGAAAAAUGCCCAGCCGUAGCCACGAUCAGAGGCCAUAUUACAAACCCCGGCCGAAGGCCGCGCUUUUUUUUUGCUUGGGUAAAAUACCCAGCCGUAGUCAAGGUCGAAGGCUGUAUCAUACACUCCCGGCCGAAGGCCACGCGUUCCAUUUUUUGUAUUUGGCUAAAAUGCCCAGCCGUAGUUACGGUCGAAGGCUGUAUCACAAACUCCCGGCCGAAGACCGGGCUACAAUACGGUGAGCGGCCGAAGGCCGCGCGUUCCGUUUUCUGUGCAUCGGAAAAAUGCCCAGCCGUAGCCACGAUCAGAGGCCAUAUUACUAACCCCGGCCGAAGGCCGCGCUUUUUUUUGCUUGGGUAAAAUACCCAGCCGUAGUCAAGGUCGAAGGCUGUAUUAUACACUCCCGACCGAGGGCCACGCGUUCCAUUUUUUGUGUUUGGGUAAAAUGCCCAGCCGUAGUUACGGUCGAAGGCUGUAUCACAAACUCCCGGCCGAAGGCCGGGCUACAAUACGGUGCGCGGCCGAAGGCCACGCGUUCCGUUUUUUGUGCAUCGGAAAAAUGCCCAGCCGUAGCCACGAUCAGAGGCCAUAUUACAACCCCCCGAUCGAAGGCCGCGCUUUUUUUUGUUUGGGUAAAAUACCCAGCCGUAGUCACGGUCAAAGACCCUAUCACAAACUCCCGGCCAAAUGCCGGUCUAUAAUAAAGUUUACGUACAAACUUUCAACCCCGAUUUCACCCCCUUCUGAUUUUAUUUUCGCUAUAAAAAGUAUUCUAUAACCUGCCCCGUAUUAUGUUCUCAAACCGUGCUAAGUUUCAUUUGAAUUCAUUCAGUAGUUUCAGUGUGAUGCCCGGCCAACAAAAAAUAGGGACAGACAGACAAAUAAUCGAAAAAAAAUGUUUUUGAAUUCAGUAUCGAUUGUAUAAUGCCCUAUGAUAUUUUUUUUUUUUAAAUUAAUCAAAAAGUUCUGUAAUUUGACCUGUUACAGUUUUAUUAUAAGUAUAUAGAUAAGUAUUUAAUAGCUAUUGCGCCAAAUUCGUGCUCUUUUUAUAGUAAUAAAUCUUGC